CUCGAUACCAGUGGGAUGACCAGACUAUUAGGAUCCAUACUAUGCAUACUCGUGCGAUAAUAAACAAAGAGAACGAUGGUCCAUGGUGAACUCAAGAUACGAGAAUAAAUAUGAGGAAAAAAACGAUCAGUACGCCGAAAAUCUUGAGCAUCAGCCAGCGAUUGCUUGAUAUACUGGCGUAGUAUUUGAGAAGUUCUCGCUGUGCACCGCCAAUAUUCGCCGCAAUAUCUUGCGUAUCGGCAUCGAUUCGCUGCACAGUUUCUCGCUGUUCCGCCACCAUUUGUGCAAGCUGGGUGAAUAUUUGGCCGAGCUCGGCAAUUGUGGACUCUAUAGAUUCUAUAGCAGUGGAUCGUGUUUGUAUGUAGCUUUCUUGCUGUUCCACAAGCUGCAUCUGCAUGAAAGCGCUUCCGCCAGCACCUUCCGUCGCUGUACCCUCUUCCGCCGUGACGAGGUCCAUGGCAAGAAUAUCGCCAUUUUGGGGAGCGCGGCCUUUUCCUUUGGUACUCAGGGCAGUUGUUCCACUGCUACCGUCUCCCAUGGGAUCCGGCGUGCUGGGGCGAGGUCGAUUUCCGAACAGCAACGAGUUGGUCGGCGCCUGCGUAGCAGCCGUGCUGGUGGAAUGCAUGAAUUGCUGUGUUCGAUCCUGCGAUUCUUUCAUGUUUUGUGUACGCAAUUCCAGCACGUCUUUGAAUGCCAUACUCGUGUUUGCCAACUUGCUCUGCAGGAGCAUGACGACAUUAUGGUGAUGCUCGUCUAUAUGUUUGCUCUCGGCCGACUUGGAGCCUUGAGCAUUGCGUUGCUUGAUGACUGCCUGUAGUGUUGCUAUCUGCUUGUUGAGGUUGGCAAUGUCUUGUUUGAUGAUGUAGGUGAGUUCACUGAUUUCCACAGGCCGAUCAUCAAACAAAGUCUUUCGUUUCGCCAGUUGAGCCAGCUUCCCGAGUUUGAUAUUGGUGCUGUUGAUGUCCUUGCCAAUGGCCUGUGCCAUCUGCGCUAAUUCACUCUUGCCCGUCCCUCUACCAUUCUGAAGCAGCCUUUGACGUGCCUCUGCACGUAAGGGUAUAGAAGACCUGCUUCGUAUGGAAUCCAUGCAGGCGAAGAAUUCCUUGGUCCGGUCCUGCACAGGCAUCUUGGCAACUCGCGGAGCGCUUCCUGGGUAUGUGUGACCAAGUGUGCGGAGAUUCGCUUUCCCCACGAGUAUGUGCUUUGGAAAUCGCAGAUUGUCUGCACCUUUCGCUACCGCAUGCUUGGUCGUAAAUCGUGUAUUUCAGCCUCCAAACGAGCCCUACACAUCAGGCCCUCCGCUGUCCCCCCGUCGAUCUUCUUUGCACGCUAUCAUCACUGUAAUCCCCCUCGCAGCGACUUUCCUGGUCUAAAAAUGGCUAUGCCUCCUGCGAAAGGUCUUCAGCACGAGAAGAACAAAGUCCUCGUCAUGGGUGCCGGGAAUUUCGGCUCAUGUCUAGCGGACCAUCUCGCCGACUCUGAGCAUGAUGUCUUGCUUUGGUCCAGAGAUGGCGCUCAAGUGGAAUACUUCAACCAGCACCAUAGGAAUUCACAAUACCUUCAGGACCAUCAGUUCUCCAUCCGCAUCAAUGCCAUUGGGCCUGAACUUCCCGAAGCAUCCGUUAUAUCGGGAGUGGACGUGAUGCUCUUUGCGAUUCCGACGGAGGGUGUAAGAGAAACGUUGAAGAACCUUCGGCCGCGGAUCAACCCAGAAAAGUUGCCUCUGUUUAUAUUCGUCAACAAGGGUAUCGAGACCAAAACGCGUGCCUUGACCCUAGAGAUCAUUGCGGAUACUCUGGGGAGCGACGUCGCAUCCGUUGCCACAUUUAUCUCUGGACCCUCAUUUGCGAAGGAAAUCGUCAAGCGCCAACCAACAUCUGUUACCGUGGCGUCGCUCUCCAUGACGCACGCUGAGAAAGCGUCCCAGGUGUUCCAUCAACCGUGGUUCCGCUGUUACAUCGGCGAGGAUCCGAUAGGCAUCGAACUUGCAGGCGCUCUGAAGAACGUUUAUGCCAUUGCCACCGGAACUGCGGACGGCCUGGGUUUUGAGAACAAUACCCGAGCAAUGCUUAUAACGAGGGGACUAUCCGAGAUGACUCGGAUUGGGGCGGCAUAUGGGGCGUCCCCGCUGACCUUCUUAUCUCUGGCGGGGGUAGGCGAUCUGUUUUUGACCUGUAGUUCUUCUGCAAGCCGGAAUUACACGGUUGGAUACCGCCUGGGCAAGGGCGAGAAGUUGGAGGACAUUAUCAGGACACUUGGGAGUGUCGCCGAAGGCGUUACGACCACGAAGGGGCUCCACGAGAUCGUGCAAGAGUUGGGGGUCAAUGCACCCAUUGCGACUGCUGUUUAUGAAUGCCUAUACGAAGGGAAAGACGUGCAAGACACAGCGCGCUCGCUGAUGUCUCUACCUUUCAUGAGAGAACUGGAUUUGCCGCAGAAGGCUGAAGGCCCAGCCCUGAAUUUAAUGAAGAAGCUUGGGCGUGGGUAAAGCUGAUGAG
Molecule: messenger RNA, 2498 nt
Organism: Punctularia strigosozonata HHB-11173 SS5
Lineage: Eukaryota; Fungi; Basidiomycota; Agaricomycetes; Corticiales; Punctulariaceae
Product: NAD-dependent glycerol-3-phosphate dehydrogenase
Exons: 17
Coding region: 1376-2488 (370 amino acids)
Biological process (GO): glycerol-3-phosphate catabolic process; carbohydrate metabolic process
Cellular component (GO): glycerol-3-phosphate dehydrogenase (FAD) complex; cytosol
Molecular function (GO): glycerol-3-phosphate dehydrogenase [NAD(P)+] activity; NAD binding
Source: RefSeq, a predicted model, not a curated record